Nematostella vectensis (starlet sea anemone) is the source of this 4512-nucleotide messenger RNA. RefSeq lists its product as uncharacterized. The coding region runs from base 45 to 3803 and encodes 1252 amino acids. The record is from RefSeq and is a predicted model, not a curated record. NCBI's taxonomy places the organism in Eukaryota, Metazoa, Cnidaria, Anthozoa, Actiniaria, Edwardsiidae. The transcript is spliced from 2 exons.
UAAUUUCUUGGAAGAGCUGCACCCCUUCGUUAGUUCAUUGUUGCAUGCGCUGUGGAAUCUCGUCAGGUAAAAUGCAGACACUACUCGCGGUAGUUUUGCUUUUCUGCCACUGCCAAACUGCGCAUGGAGUGUGGAAAAGAACUAUCUAUGUAUCAGCUUUAAACGGGAGUAUGGCAGCCGACUGUGGUACAAGUAUCAAGCCGUGUAAGUCGCUCGACUUCGCAUUUCGUCAAGUAGAACAAGGCGGAAGUAACUCCACACGCUUGGUUCUCGAAUCUGGCUCUUACAAUCUAACGUCCAGUGUUAGCUUUCUUCGAGUUAACAAAUUUGCACUAUCUGGAGAUGGAGAUGUGACAAUCAACUGUCCAAGAUCAAACACAAGUUUAUCAUUCUUCGUUGCCGAGGAUAUUAUCUUACAAGGGUUUACUCUAACUAACUGUGGGGACUGGCACGCUAGCAGUGUGUCCAAGAAGGACUGGAUUGUUGACAACCCUAAAUUUAUGACUGCAGUCUUCAUUCUUUACUGCAAAAACCUUUUAGUUAAAGAGGUGGAAAUCAAAAGCACUCCGGGAGUUGGUUUUACUGGGUACUCUAUUGCCGGAAAUGUUGGGUUUAUUAAUGUCAAUUUUACACAAAAUGUUCCUUUGCAACAAGAUAAUAGCAGCACCUCACCAAUUAGUCCAACAGGGGAAUAUGCGAAGUCUGGAGGGGGACUUUUCCUACUUAUUGGAAAAGCUAAUUAUAGCACUUUCAAGAUAAGCACAGAUGAAGUCCAGAAAUUUGUCAAAGGAAACAGUCUAUACACAAUAAGAGACUGUACCUUUUUAAGCAAUGAAGCCCCUUUGCCUGAUUUUGAAGUGAAUGACGUCCCAUCCAUCCCCUUCAGCCGAGGUGGAGGCCUGGCAAUAUUUGCAACAGGGACAUCUGGGAAUAACUCUGUUCUUGUAGAUUCAUGUUUGUUCACAGGAAAUAAAGCAGUAUGGGGUGGUGGAAUGCUUGUGGAAUUUCAAAAACAAUGCCAAAACAACACAGUCAAAAUAUCCAAUAGCAUCUUUGAGAAAAAUAUGGCACUGACUGCAGGUGGUGCUUUGAGGAUGAGCACUAUUGUAGAGGAAAAUCCAAACUUGGUUCCUAACCAAUACUACAUUGUUGACAGCGAGAUUAUUGAGAACAAUGCUACAUGGGGUGGUGGACUGGUGAUGUUUGGAUCCACCUAUCUUCAAAAUGGUGAUAAAGAUGGUAUAGUCCUUAUAAAGGGUUCUAUUCUUGCUAGGAAUCGUGGAACUGUAGGGGCCGCUAUUGGUGCCUUCCUGGCAAACCUUAAUGAGGAUGAAAUUGGCCCUGCUGUCCCUUACAAACUGAUUCUGGAUAAUUGUACUAUAGCAAACAACUUAGUUGUUAUGCUGAAGAACAAUGUCCUUGUUGGUCAGGGGACAAUAUAUGUAGAUGAAGUCCCUCUCCAACUAAAAAAUAAAGUGUUCAUUAAUAACAAUACUGGAACAGCAGUUUUACUUGAUGCCUCUACCCUGGAGGUCUCUGGUCAUGUUGAAUUUGUCCAAAAUGUGGGUUAUCGUGGAGGAGCCUUAGCAUUGUACUCUACUGCCAAAGUUGAAUUCAAAAGUGGCUCAAGUAUUUUGUUCCUUGAAAACAGAUGUGAGGAGAAGGGAGGGGCAUUGUUUGUUUCCAGCCAGGGACCACCUUUUGUUAGCUUUAAUGCUACAGGAUUUAAAACACACAAGUGCUUUUUCACUUAUGAAGAUGAGGAAAUUGACUAUGAUGACUGGAAUGUUAACAUAACAUUUCAAGGCAACGGUUUUACUGUCAAAGACACUAAUCCCUUAGGAAAGGCAGUGUUUGCAUCAUCAUUGAGAGACUGUCGGCGCACUGGAGAAUUAAGGGCUAACAACAGUGCAUUAGAGUGGAAUAUUAUAAGGUAUUUGGAUAAGUAUGGCCAGAGAAUUGAAAUAAAGGAUGAAGUAGCUACAGAACCAAUUGACAUAGUUUACAACAGGAAUGACUGGAUUGUUGCACCCUCACAAUUCUUUAAUGCAACUGUGAAGUUGAUUGAUGAGAAAAUGAAUCAGGUCUAUGGAAUUGUUCAUAUCGAUGUCAUAGGAGAUACAGAUCCAGAGGUUAAGCUUAAAACUGGCUCCUCUUUGUUUUUAUCUCAUGAUAUGGUGGAAAAUCUCAGGAUAACAGGAUAUGUUGGAAGCAGUUUUUCAGUUGAGCUCAGGACAGUGAGUGGAACACUAGUAUUUAAGACUAUUAAAGGGCUGAUGCUGCAAAAAUGUUUCCCAGGAUUCAAGCAAAAAGGUUUCAAUUGUGUAUGCUCCAAUUCAGAAAAUGAUGGCAUACAUAAUUGCAGUGAUGAUGGAAAAGAGGUUUUCAUCAAGAAAGGGUACUGGGCUGGAAUGGUAGGAAAAACAUUCACGACCCACUUAUGCCCCGAGAAUUAUUGCACAGAAGGGUAUAAAUCUUAUGGGACUGAGGAAAUAGCCUACCUCUAUAAUACCAGUACAAUGUGCAAAGGAUAUCGAAAUAUCAGCAGCUUGUUGUGUGGUAAAUGUAAAACUGGUUAUACUGUUCUGAUUGGAGGUGAACAUUGUUCGGAUUCAUGUAGUGAUUUAUAUCUGCUGACCCUUAUUCCCUAUGCGAUUGUACUGUUUUUGAUUGUUAUGGCAAUCAUGGCUAUCAACCUGGAUUUCUUUACUGGAUACCUGAAUGCCUGGUUGUACUCAUAUCAAGUACUGACACUUCUGCUCAAUGAAGGCUUCUCCCUUGAUUCAUUUAUGCAGUUUAUAAUUGGACUUGCUAACACACAGCUUAAAUUUCAGCAAGAAGGGACAUGUCUAUUGAAAGGAAUUGAUGAUGCUGAUAAACUGGUCAUCAUGUACUUGUUACCCACCUGGGUGCUGGUCAGUGUUGUCAUUUUAUCCAAAUGUGUGCAAAAAAAGCCUGAUUGCUGUUACAGUAAGCAUGUGAAGGCCCCAUUCAGAGCUUUUUGUACCUUGUUUGUACUGUGCUAUACCAACAUCACAAGCAUUUCUCUCAAAAUCCUAUUCCCUGCAAGAAUUGGAAACAGAACUGUUCUGUACCAAGAUGGAGAGGUUGAAUUCUUCCAGGGCAAGCAUAUUGCAUAUUCCCUUAUUGCUAUCUUCUUCCUAGCUGUUGUGGUCAUCCCAUUUCCAUUGACACUGAUGUUCACUCCUUUCUUCACAAAGUGCUGCCGACCCUUUUUCAACCUCAACCAAGUAAAGCCUAUCUAUGAUUCCUACCAGGGAUGCUUCAAGGAUGAAUACCGCUGGUGUUCUGCCUUCUAUUUUGUCUGUAGACUUUUUCUGCUAUCAAUUGCCACCUAUGUCCAGCCAGGGCCUACCAAAAGCCUUAUCCUGCAAGCGUCGUGCAUGAUAAUUUUGGUUGUGUUUGUCUAUCUGAAGCCAUAUAAGGAGGAAAACAAGUGGAUAAAUAAGCUUGAUGCUACUCUCCUUACCAACCUAAGCCUCAUCACUAUCUUGAGCUCAGCCCUUACCCAGGUUAACAAAGAUCAAUCAGAAAUCUAUGUGACCAUCAUCAAAGUGCUAGCCUAUGUACCCCUUGUUUAUCUGGUGUACAUUGCUAUUUAUGUGGGAUAUCAUCGCAAGGAUAAAAUUCGUGCAAUUUUGAGAGUAAGACUGCAAAGAAGAAGAUCACUUGAGAACUUUAGUGAGACUGACGCUACAAUUGGGAGGGAUAAUAUUGAAGGCCAUAUGUCAGAGUAUGCUUCACAAGUGAUGGGUGAUUGCAAAGAAUCUAAAGUAGCUUAGUUUGUCUUUAUGAGUACACAUAAUUGUACAUUUUUAAACAGAUGAUAAACUAGUGUUAUUACUGUGUGUAACCUGCCAAGAAGCCAGUGAACAUAGAGACAAGGGGACAUAGAAACAAUUUAUCAGUGUCAUACCUACAAUUUUUAACGAUUUUGUAGUUUUCAGUAAAACAAAGAAAAGGAAUAUAUUUUUUUAAAGAUGUUGUACUUAUUUUCCUUGUGCUAAAAAAUAGUCCCAUUAAACUAAGAAUAGCUAAUAACCAAUCUUUCAAAAUCAAAUAAUUUUUAUAGGGAUUUUCUAUACAUAGAUGAGGUUAUAAGGCAUGUAUCAGUAGCGGAUCUAGGGGGAGGGUUUAGGGGGUUUAACCCCCCCCCCCCUUUUGGGCUGUUAGAAAGCCAUAUGUAACCAUAUAAAUUACACUCUCCCCCCUUUGUUACUGAGCCAAACCCCCCCUUUAGCAAAAAGCUAGAUCCGCCCCUAUGCUUACUCACAAUAUAUAGUCUCCUGCAUAUAGUCGAUCACGCAACGCUCUCAGAAAGAACAGCUGCGCGUGAGAAUACACAAUAUAGGGUUACCUAUGUACAUUACAUAGCUCUCUUAAUGAAAAUACAUGAUUGUAACUAAAUUGCUGUUAAAUUGCUGUUUUGACUUAAAUGUAUUUUUUUUAAUAAAAUAUGUAUACAUUCUGAAUAAAAUGGAAACAAACUGA